Sugiyamaella lignohabitans is the source of this 744-nucleotide messenger RNA. RefSeq names its product methylglyoxal reductase (NADPH-dependent) GRE2 (gene GRE2). The transcript has a single exon. The coding region runs from base 1 to 744 and encodes 247 amino acids. Gene Ontology annotation, molecular function: oxidoreductase activity, acting on the CH-OH group of donors, NAD or NADP as acceptor. NCBI's taxonomy places the organism in Eukaryota, Fungi, Ascomycota, Dipodascomycetes, Dipodascales, Trichomonascaceae. The record is from RefSeq and is a predicted model, not a curated record.
AUGCAAGCUGCUAAAGACGUAGGUACAGUUAAACGAGUUGUUCUCACAUCGUCAUUUGCUUCAGUUAUUGAUGUUGAUAGAGGUGCUGGUCCUGGAUUUACAUACACUGGUAAGGACUGGAACCCACUGACAUAUGAAGAGGCUUGUAAAGGAGACGCCGUCAUCGCUUAUCGAGGUUCAAAGAAAUUUGCAGAGUUAGCAGCAUGGGAUUUCGUCAAAGAGAAUGCAAACUCUAUUAAUUUCGAUUUGGUAACUCACUGUCCGCCUAUGACUUUUGGUGAAGUCUGUCAUCCGAUCAAGGGUCACAAGGACUUGAAUGUAUCCAAUGCAGUUCUAUGGAGUAUCGUUGAAGGGGUUGAUCCUCUACCAGUUUCCCGUGUACCAGUUUGGAUCAAUGUUGGGGACCUUGCUAAGGCUCACGUAAACUCGCUUCUUAUUCCUGAAGUUGGCGGCAGAAGAUAUGUCCCAGCGUCACCCGAAAAGUUCAGCUACCAGAAAAUUGCCGAUAUAAUCCGAGAGAAGUUUCCAUGGGCCAAAAGUCGUGUGACAAAGGGCAAUCCUAAUGAGCCAAUCCCAGAAAGUUAUGACCUCGACAGUCAGGCUGUUACUGAUGAUCUUGGUGUCACCUUCACAAGUCUUGAAGAAACGAUUUACAAAGCAAUUUAUCAGUUUGCACUUUGGGAAGGAUCGGGUAUAUCUAAAGAAGAGUUAGCUGAAAUGAUCGAAGAUGCAAACAAAAGAUAA